This is a messenger RNA of Cadophora gregata, 2828 nucleotides long. RefSeq lists its product as uncharacterized. The coding region runs from base 1049 to 2743 and encodes 564 amino acids. Gene Ontology annotation, molecular function: oxidoreductase activity; molybdenum ion binding. Lineage: Eukaryota; Fungi; Ascomycota; Leotiomycetes; Helotiales; Ploettnerulaceae. The record is from RefSeq and is a predicted model, not a curated record. The transcript has 3 exons. Gene Ontology annotation, cellular component: mitochondrion.
CCCAAAACUCACCUCACGGAGCCAUCCCCGGGCCAAACUCAAUUCCCUUCUACUACUCCCUCCUUCCUACCCAACAGUCCUUGACUGACAGCCUCAACGCUCCAAAACAGAGCAACCGAGCCGACUCCACCUCCUCAUUUGAUCCAGAGUCAGGAUUGAACCGCAAGGCUUUCCGGAAAGAAGCUUCGGGGCCGACCUGGAUAGGGACAAUCGCUGACGUGCUGACGGUACGAAGUGGGUUGUAUUGAAAAUUGUGGAAUCUUUGGUUGGGGAUUCACGCAGGCCUGCAUAAUCAAGCAAGCAAGCAAAGCAAGCGAGCGAGGUGAUUUUUAUGAAUGCCGGAACUGCCGGUUAUGUCAGCGACAAUUGAAUUGCCCCUCCUAACAUCGUCACUCAGUCUGGAACACAAAAAUCUGCCAUUGGGGACUGGAGUACAGGUACCACAAUAAGCAAUCCAUUGACAUUUACAAUGGAAGUCAAGAACCAGGAAAGUUUGCCACCAGCCAGAUCCUCCCAGCCAUAAGCCAAGUACGGCAUAGAACCGAUCUCCACCUCGCACGCAUCCUGUAAACUCCCAACCCCACCCCAAAUAGGAAAAACUACAACUAACCCCUCCACACCACAUGCCAUCCACAUGCAUCUUCGGGCCCGUAGCUCCAAAAACGGUAGUACUGGCUUACCAGCCAGGAAGAGAGGUGCCGAUCCCUGUACCUCCCACACGCUUACACUGCAUUAUGAGGCGUUAGUCACCAAAUAGCAUGACGGCUUCAUCGAAAGCUGCUGCAUGGGUGCGGCCGUACGUGCUGCUUGUGGAACCGUGUCUGAGCGACCGGUAAUGAGGAGCUGAUGAGGAGGAGUGAGGUAAGGUAAGGUAAGGUACCCAGGUAGGUAAGGUACCCAGGUAGGUAAGGUACCCAGGUAGGGCGGUAUAAGAUAAGGUACGGACUACCCCUCUUCUGAAGAGGGCUGAGUUCUGCUCACUUCUUUUCUCGGUUUUUAUAUUCUUACUAUAUAUUUUGAGCUGAGUGACAGAGAGGAAAUUAUCAUAAUGGCUGCCGCUGCCAUUGAAACAGUUAAUCGUCCUGAUGAGUGGAAGAUCGAGCAGGGUAUCAAUGGAGCGAAACUGCCGUUCUUGGAUCAGACUGGAUCGGAGACUGUGAAGAUCCAGCCUGUGGUGUGGGGAGAAUUGACAAAAGAUCAAGCUGCUAUUGAUGCAGUGGGGAAUCGAGAUGAGUUGUUCAAGAGGGAGCUUGAUGGGUGGAAAGGCUAUGUCGAAUGGGAGAAGUACCCCGAGAAGAAAGCCAAAGCCCACAAAAUCCUCACCUCGCAAACCUUCCCUCCCAACCCAGAAUACCAAAUGGGUCCCAUCCCAGACACGAACCCCGUCCUCCCUGGCGACGACUACAAAGCCUGGCACGCAGCCAUCGGCGGCGAGCUAGCCACCGCCUCAGACGACUCCUGGGCCACCGUCCUGGAAGAGAAACAUCCCGACAUGUUACACCUCCUCCAAUUCCCGUACAACGGCGAACCCCCCAAACGUCUCGUGACAUCCAAACCCGUCACACCGAACCCAUUGCACUUUGUGCGAAACCACGGCGGAAUUCCCGUCAUCGAGAAGGAGAAAUGGAGUCUCGAUCUCGACGGCCUGGUCGCCAACCCAAAGAAAUACACCCUCGACGACCUAAUGGACGAGUCCAAGUUCCCCCGCAUGGAAAAACUCGUCACAAUCCAAUGCUCCGGUACCCGUCGAAUCGAGCAAAUUGCCCUUUACGCUGGCCAGGGCGACGAAGUUCCUCAAGCACCCUGGGCAGAAGGCGCUAUCGGUACAGCUCACUACAAGGGCAUCUCCCUCAAGAAAGUCAUUAAAGACUGCGGUGGACUCAUCAAAGGCGGGAAACACCUCGAGCUCUACGGCGCAGAGACGUACUUCAAAGCCGAGCAAGCCAUGAACUACGUCGUCAGCGUGCCCUGGUCCAAAGUUAAAGCCAACGAGGUGAUCCUCGCCUGGGAGAUGAACGGCGAGCCGCUCCCGAAGAUCCACGGGUAUCCGCUGCGCGUAGUCGUCCUGGGGUACAUCGGCGCCCGCAGCGUGAAGUGGCUAUACCGCAUCAAAGCCAUCGAGCACCCUACCCUGGCGCCCGUGCAGAGCAAGGAGUACCUGUAUUUCAACCAGCAGAUCGGCAAGCACAACCAGCGGCCCACGGACGGGAUCCAGAUCCAGGAGAUGCCGGUCAGUUCGGCGAUCAUGUCGCCGUGGAGCAAGCAGGUCGUCAUCCACAACGGCAGCAUCAGAUGCAAAGGUUGGGCGUACUCUGGCGGUGGUCGCUGGCCCGAACGCGUGGAAUUGUCCGCCGACGGGGGAUUCAGCUGGUACUCUGUGCCGAACGACCAGCUCUCCAAGAAACACAAGUGGACGUGGCGGACGUGGGAGUUUGACCUGCCGUGCGACGUGGAGGGCUGGAUCGAGAUCGUGUGUCGGUGCUGGGACAACUCGCUGAAUACGCAGCCGUUGACGGUUCGUGCCGCGUGGAAUUGGGGCCUGCAUGUUACGAGCUCGGCGCAUAGGGUCGCGGUGUAUAGUAUGAAUAAGAGUCGGCAGAUUACGAGGGAGAGGCUGGCGAAGUUUGAGCAGACGGGGACGCCGCUGGCGCCGUUGACGUGUCCUGAGCAUUUUGAGACGCAGAGUUCGGAGGAUUAUAAGAGGUUUUGGGAGGAGAAUGAUCCGAGGGAUGUGGAUGAUUGAGGCGUUGGGCGGGUUUUAUGUCGUCACGUGGAUUUGUUUUUGAAUGGGAUGCUUGUUCUGGUUUGUAACUAGGCUUGAGUUUGCG